Messenger RNA from Mus caroli (Ryukyu mouse), 1160 nucleotides. Its product is annotated as neutrophilic granule protein. The record is from RefSeq and is a predicted model, not a curated record. Gene Ontology annotation, cellular component: extracellular region. Gene Ontology annotation, molecular function: cysteine-type endopeptidase inhibitor activity. Lineage: Eukaryota; Metazoa; Chordata; Mammalia; Rodentia; Muridae. Gene Ontology annotation, biological process: defense response.
AUAUCAUCUACAUAAAAGGGGCCAAGAGUGGUAGUGUGUCAGAGACAAUGGCAGGGCUGUGGAAGACCUUUGUAUUGGUGGUGGCCUUGGCUGUGGUCUCCUGUGAGGCCCUUCGACAACUAAGAUAUGAGGAGAUUGUUGAUAGAGCCAUAGAGGUAUACAACCAAGGGCGGCAAGGAAGACCCCUCUUCCGCCUGCUAAGUGCCACUCCACCUUCUAGUCAGAAUCCUGCUACCAAUAUCCCACUCCAGUUCAGGAUUAAAGAGACAGAGUGUACUUCCACCCAGGAGAGACAGCCUAAAGACUGCGACUUCCUGGAGAAUGGGGAGGAGAGAGAUUGCACAGGGAAAUUCUUCAGAAGGCGGCAGUCAACCUCCCUGACCCUGACCUGCGACAGGGAUUGCAGUCGAGAGGAUACCCAAGUGACCAGUUUUAAUGAUAAGCAAGACGUCUCCGAAAAGGACAAGUUUGAAGGUGUGCCCCCUCACAUCAAGAACAUUUAUGAAGAUGCCAAGUAUGAUAUCAUCAGCAACAUCCUGAAAAAUUUCUAGGGUUGGAAAGAGGAGGGAGGUGCUCCCUGCGUACUAUGGCCUCCUCUUUACCUCCACUACCCAUCUCCCCCUGCCGCCUUCAGGAUCUGCCCCUCUUUCCUGCCCUUCCCAGGAACACCCCCUCUAGAGUAGCCCUAGCUCCUAAAACAUCCAUACCUUUGUCCAUUUGCUUCCUUCUGCUGGGCCUUCCUGCCUUACCCUCUAUCUGAAACCCUUAUUGAUUCUUCAAGGCCCAAGUUCAAAAGUCCCCUCCAGCGGGAAGCCUCCUCAUUCUCCCAGAGCCAAAGUCCUGCCCACAUCAGUUCACUCAUAAUCUUCAAACCACAUUGGUAUCACCUGCUGUGUCCCCAGCCAGACGACCCUGUAUCUGUUCACAGCUGGGCCUCCUGGGCCAGCUGCAGGUGGCUGUAGAAUGAAUGUUUCAAUGAUGUGUCCCUGGUAUCCUGGGAGGACAGAACCCUGUAGACUCCUGCUCUCUGCCUAGUCACUGUGACACCAAAUGCCCCUUUACAUACCCAGAUCUCUUAACGGGGAUGUGGCACGUGGGUGUGGUCAGAUCACCUUGUGAGGCCUAUAAGAGAGGUUCAAUAAAAAUGCUUCUGAGAUUAA